CCGUGGCCUGCUCCCAUUCACCACCUCCAUCUCCAGCGCAUGGGUCUCCCUCGCUACUGAGUCCACUGACGAAAGCUCGGCACGGCGGCACAGCCCGCGCCCAUCCAUCGCUAGUGUUCCAGUGCGCUACCAUUUAUCCUCGCCAGCUCGCGCACUCUUGUCCGAGCCUUCUUCCCUUCAGCGCGUCUUUCCAUCUUUCACCACCCACCGACGAGCGUCACCCAUCGACAGCGACAUUAACUUGCAUCGCUACACGGCACGAUGGCCGCUCCGCGCGUGAGCUUCUCCGACAAGGACCUGGAGCAGAAUGGCGAAGCUGGCGCCGCCGCGAGAUCGAGAAAGUGGUCGCAGGCUCCGGGCAACAUCGAGGAUCUAGACGAGUACACCGCACUCCAAAAGUACAUCUCCACCUACAGAGAUCCAAAGCUCGCUGCUCAGGAAGCUGCUGAGGGUCAGGAGGAGAAGCCAAAGAAGUCGUGGCAGUUCUGGAAGAGCGGUCCCAAGGCUGGCGCCGCCGUCGCCAACGAUGACGGCCACGUGCCUGACGACUGGCUCGAGGCCGACAUCAAGCAGGGUAUCUCUGACCACGAUGUCGAGACUCGCCGCAAGAAGUUCGGCUUCAACGAAAUCAUGUCCGAGAAGGAGAACAUGUUCCUCAAGUUCUUGGGCUUCUUCCGCGGACCAAUUCUCUACGUCAUGGAACUCGCUGUCCUCCUCGCUGCUGGUCUCCGCCACUGGAUCGAUCUGGGUGUGAUUAUCGGUAUUUUGAUGCUUAACGCUAUCGUCGGUUGGUACCAGGAAAAGCAAGCCGCCGAUGUCGUCGCAAAACUCAAGGGAGAUAUUGCCAUGAAGGCUACCGUCAUUCGCAAUGGUCAGGAACAGGAUAUCAAGGCUCGUGAGCUUGUCCCCGGUGAUAUCAUCAUCAUCGAGGAAGGUCAAGUCGUGCCAGCCGACGCUCGUCUCAUCUGUGACUACGAACAGCCCGAGGAUUUCGAGAAGUACAAGGAGUUGCGCGAACAGCAUGCUUUGAACCCAGAGGAGGACCCAGCUGGGUCUGAAGACGCUGAGGGUGAUGAGGGUGAGGGAAUCGCACACCAGGGCCACUCCAUCGUCGCUACCGAUCAAUCUGCCAUCACCGGUGAAUCGCUCGCCGUCGACAAGUUCAUGGGAGACAUUGUCUACUACACCACUGGCUGCAAGCGUGGAAAGGCCUACGCCGUCGCCACUACCUCCGCUAAGCACUCCUUCGUCGGUCGCACUGCUACUCUUGUCCAGGGCGCCAAGGAUCAAGGUCACUUCAAGGCUAUCAUGAACAGCAUCGGUACGGCUCUGCUCGUCCUCGUCAUGUUCUGGAUUCUCGCUGCCUGGAUUGGUGGUUUCUUCCGCAACCUCAAGAUCGCUACCCCAGAGGAGUCCGAUAACACCCUCCUCGGCUACGUCCUGAUUCUGUUCAUUAUUGGUGUUCCAGUCGGUCUUCCCGUCGUCACAACCACUACUCUGGCCGUCGGUGCUGCUUACCUCGCUGAGCAACAAGCCAUCGUGCAGAAGCUUACCGCUAUUGAGUCUCUUGCCGGUGUCGAUGUGCUCUGCUCUGACAAGACCGGUACUCUUACCGCCAACCAGCUCUCCAUCCGUGAGCCAUACGUCGCUGAAGGCGAGGAUGUUAACUGGAUGAUGGCCUGCGCCGCUCUCGCCUCUUCUCACAACAUCAAGUCUCUCGACCCCAUCGACAAGGUCACCAUCCUUACCCUCAAGCGCUACCCCAAGGCUCGUGACAUCCUCAAGGAUGACUGGAAGACAGAGAAAUUCACGCCUUUCGACCCUGUCUCCAAGCGUAUCACCACCGUCUGCACGCUCCGCGGCGACCGCUUCACCUGCGCCAAGGGUGCUCCAAAGGCCAUUCUCAACCUCACUGACUGCUCCCGCGAAACCGCAGAACUCUUCAAGGAGAAGGCUGCUGAAUUCGCCCGCCGUGGUUUCCGUUCUCUCGGUGUCGCCUACCAGAAGAACAACGAGCCUUGGGUCCUCCUCGGUAUGCUUUCCAUGUUCGACCCUCCACGUGAGGAUACCGCGCAGACCAUCGUCGAGGCCCAGCAGCUCGGUGUUCCCGUCAAGAUGUUGACUGGUGAUGCCAUCGCUAUCGCCAAGGAGACUUGCAAGAUGCUUGCCCUCGGUACCAAGGUCUACAACUCGCAGAAGCUCAUCCACGGUGGUCUCUCCGGCACUACCCAGCACGAUCUCGUCGAGCGUGCUGAUGGUUUCGCUGAGGUCUUCCCAGAGCACAAGUACCAGGUCGUCGAGAUGCUGCAACAGCGUGGUCACUUGACUGCCAUGACUGGUGACGGUGUCAACGAUGCUCCAUCGCUCAAGAAGGCUGACUGUGGUAUCGCCGUCGAGGGUUCCACCGAAGCUGCUCAGGCCGCCGCCGAUAUCGUCUUCCUUGCCCCAGGUCUCUCCACUAUCGUCUUCGCCAUCAAGACUGCCCGCCAGAUCUUCCAGCGUAUGAAGGCCUACAUCCAGUACCGUAUCGCCCUUUGUCUCCACUUGGAAAUCUACUUGGUCACCUCCAUGAUCAUCAUCAACGAGACCAUCAGCUCUGAGCUCAUCGUCUUCAUCGCUCUCUUCGCCGAUUUGGCCACCGUCGCCGUUGCCUACGAUAACGCUCACUCCGAACAACGACCAGUCGAAUGGCAAUUGCCAAAGAUCUGGAUCAUUUCAGUCAUCCUCGGUAUUGAACUCGCUAUCGCUACCUGGAUCAUCCGCGGUGCCAUGUACCUGCCAUCCGGCGGUAUUGUCCAGAACUAUGGCAACGUCCAGGAGAUUCUCUUCCUUGAAGUCGCCCUCACUGAGAACUGGCUCAUCUUCGUCACUCGUGGUGCUCAGACCCUCCCAUCGUGGCAGCUCGUUGGCGCCAUUGCUGGCGUCGAUAUCCUCGCUACCCUCUUCUGUAUCUUCGGCUGGCUCAACCCCAACAUCUACCAGGAGCCUCUCCCAUCCCCAAUGUCCAGCUUCCAGCAGACCGCCAACGGACACACUGACGUUGUCACUGUUGUUGUCAUCUGGGCAUACUCCAUUGGUGUCCUCAUCUUCAUCGCCAUCACUUACUACCUCCUCAACAAGAUCCCAGGUCUUGCCAACCUUGGCCGCAAGAACCGCAGCGUGCACGACACCCAGAUGGAGAACAUCAUUGGUCACCUUAGCAAAUUGGCGCUCAAGCACGAGAGGGAUUCACACGGCGAGAGCCAAUGGACCAUCGUCGGCAAGGCGACUGACGAGGAGGAAGAUGAUUAGAUGCAUAAGAUACCAAUUUGUCUCGUUGUUUCAUACUAGGGAUAAGCAAAUACAGUCUUGUCACCAUCGACAGUGGAUUUAAUAUGCUGCGUCCCAACACUCGUUUGGGAGCGCGCUGUAGAUAUUCCUCCGGUGUAAUGUUCAAAAUAACGAGUUGCCGGUUCACUACAUGUUGUCCUUCUCCCUUCGCAGGGAGCCCGUAAAGCCGUAACCGGCCAUGCCGUGCUCAUUCCGUAGAAAUGUAGCCCGUGAAGGUUCGGCCCAUGAUGCUUUUGCCCUUCAACGUGGACGUCUCGUCUGCCCUCUCACAUGGCCAACCCUCCCAGCCUCCCAAGAACACAUCAUCACCGCAAUCGCUGCUUCUCCCAGCGGAGAAGCUUGUCCUCCAUGUCCCACAUCUGCAUCUUUUCGUCAUCUUUCGUGCAGGUCACGGUCUCUGAUAUUCCCUGUCGUCGAUCAUACUAGCAGUCCACUUGGUGCGUAUCAGUAGAUUACCCUAUACCCUCCACUUACCGUCUACCACCAGUCGGCAGCGAUUCGGUGGCGACACGGACAGAAAGAACAAGCAUCUUGAUAUCGAAAUUCGAGCGCAAGCACUUGCCUGAAAUUCUUGCUUUCUUGUCUCAUGAUCGUCCACGUUCGUCCACAAU
Molecule: messenger RNA, 3941 nt
Organism: Cercospora beticola
Lineage: Eukaryota; Fungi; Ascomycota; Dothideomycetes; Mycosphaerellales; Mycosphaerellaceae
Product: plasma-membrane proton-efflux P-type ATPase
Biological process (GO): regulation of intracellular pH; proton export across plasma membrane
Cellular component (GO): plasma membrane
Molecular function (GO): P-type proton-exporting transporter activity; ATP hydrolysis activity; ATP binding
Source: RefSeq, a predicted model, not a curated record